AUGUUUCCAUGGUUUGCCAUAGGUCACAUCACUCCAUUCGUCCACCUUUCAAACGAGUUAGCCAAAAGGGGUCACAGAGUCACCUUCCUGAUACCCCCAAAAGCCCUAAUCCAAGUCCAACACCUCAACAGCUACCCUCACCUCAUCACAUUCUACCCUCUCACCAUUCCUCACGUAGAAGGCCUCCCUCAUGGCACCGAGACAGUCUCAGAUAUAGACCCUUCCCUGACCAAGUUAGUAGUCACAGUCAUGGACAAAACCCGUGACCAAGUGGAGCAAAUAAUCGGUGCAAAACAACCUGAUUUUAUAUUCUUUGAUACUGCUCAUUGGAUACCUCAAAUAGCCAAAAAGCUUGGCAUCAAAUCCAUUUUUUACAGCGUGAUUUGUGCAGCUAGCUUGGCCAUAGUGUAUGUGCCGGCAAGGAAUGUUCCCAAAGACAGGCCAAUUACCGUGGAAGAACUAAGCCAACCACCAGAAGGGUAUCCUUCUUCCAAAUUAGUGCUUACUGGCCCUGAAGCAAAGUUAUUGUUGUUCAUUUCAGCAACCUGUGGUGAAGGAAACAUAAGAGUAUAUGAUCGCGUAACAACGGCCUUCCGUGAAAGUGAUGCUUUAGCCAUUAGAACAACUAGGGAAAUGGAGGGUAGCAUUUGUGAUUACCUUGGAUCACAGUAUGGGAAAAAAGUGCUUUUGACUGGGCCAGUGUUGCCAGAGGAUGCUGAGGGGAGGUUGGAAGAAAAUUUGGCUAAUUGGCUUGAUGGGUUUGCACCUGGGUCUGUUGUGUAUUGUGCAUUUGGGUCUCAGAUGAUUUUGGAGAAAGAGCAGUUUCAGGAGCUUUUGCUAGGGUUUGAGCUAUCAGGGUUGCCUUUUUUGGUUGCUCUCAAGACUCCUAAAGGGUGUGAGAGUCUGGAAGAGGCAUUGCCUGAGGGGUUUGAAUCUAGAGUUAAAGGGAGAGGGAUGGUUUCAAGGGGUUGGGUUCAGCAGUUGCUGAUCUUGAAGCACCCAUCUGUGGGGUGCUUUGUGAACCACUGUGGGUUUGGGUCUAUGUGGGAGUCUUUGAUGAGUGACAAACAGAUAGUGUUAGUUCCACACUUGGCUGACCAAAUUUUGAACACCAAGUUGCUUGUUGGGGAACUUGAAGUGGCAGUUGAAGUGAAGAAAAGAGAAGAUGGGUGGGUUUCCAAAGAGAGUCUGAGCCAAGCCAUCAAGUCAGUGAUGGAUGAAAAAAGUGAGGUUGGUGCUAAAGUCAAGAACAACCACAAGAAAUGGAGGGAUGAUGGAGGCAAUCAAAAGCUACUGAAUAGCUACAUUGAUACGUUUGUCCAAGAACCUGAAGAUUUCUCCCCCACUGAAUGA
Sphenostylis stenocarpa is the source of this 1353-nucleotide messenger RNA. NCBI's taxonomy places the organism in Eukaryota, Viridiplantae, Streptophyta, Magnoliopsida, Fabales, Fabaceae. The record is from the annotation of a GenBank genome assembly.